AUGGAUUAAUAAAAUUCAGCCAAUCGAGAAGAGAAUUCAGUUUAGGCAAGAAAUAGAAGGAGAAGAAAUGAUUCCAAUAAUCGAGAUUAUACUUGCGGUUGUGGUAAAAGCUAUCUAAGUUAUGCUGCUUUAUAUACUCAUUUGAAGUAUGAAACUAUAUAUAACUGAAAGAUAGAAGCAUGAUUCAGUCGCUCCGGAUGGAACUCAUUUGCCAAAUAAUGCAAAUUAACGACCUGGUAGAGGAAGACCAAGAAGAGUAAAUUUAUCAUAAUAUACUAUGAGCAAGAAGAUUAAGAUAGAAAAAGUGCUAAAUCUGAUGAUGGAUAAUCUGAAAGUGGCAAUGAGCCAGACGAGACUCUUGAAGAACUUCUAACAUUCUUAGAUAGUCUAGGGAAUUUUAGAUAAACUGAAAAAUUUUCAAAUGAUGUAGAAGUUUAGGUGUUCCUGCUUUAAAAUUUUCCUUGUAAUGUCUUUUCAAAUUGUUCUGAAUAUUAGGGAAUCUAUGAUUUAUUAAAAGAUCUAACAAAUGAGAAAGUACAUAAUAUUUUCUAAUCUAAGAUUAAACUUUCAGAUACUGAUCUUCUUGCUAAUGAACCAUUUGAUAAAGAUAAAUCCUUACGUAAAACCAACGUAACUAAAAUUUUGGCAUAUUUUUUAACAUAAAUAGGUCCAAAACUAAGUGUAGAAGCAUAUAGAGAAGUAAUUUGAAUUCAAUAAAUAAAUAGAUGGCUAUAUUCACUAUUUUCUAUUAAAAAUGUUUGAAUGCUUUGGGAUAUGAGGCGAAAUAGAACUGUCUUUAAGAAUAAAAAAAUGGAGAUCAUAAACAAUUGGAUAUCAAAGAAGGUUGUAAUUCUAAAAUAUUUAUUAGAGGUUACUCAAAAUUAAGAGUUUUGUGAUGUUUAAAAUGGCGAGCAUAUGUUAUUGAUUGCUAACGAAUUUAUAUUAUCAUUUUUACCUUAAUCAUAUUUGGGAUUAGAGACAAUUGAAAAGAAUUUCAAAAUAUUUGGUAGUAGUGCUGAAAAAUUAAAAAACGCUGUGUAUGUAACUUAGCAUUUCUCGUAUUGGUUAUAUUCUUUAAAGUUUACAAACUCUAGAUUAGAUUUUUAUACUGAGGAUGAUUGAUCAUUUUUAAUUAUAAAU
Paramecium octaurelia is the source of this 1140-nucleotide messenger RNA. Lineage: Eukaryota; Ciliophora; Oligohymenophorea; Peniculida; Parameciidae. The record is from the annotation of a GenBank genome assembly.